Molecule: messenger RNA, 3391 nt
Organism: Menidia menidia (Atlantic silverside)
Lineage: Eukaryota; Metazoa; Chordata; Actinopteri; Atheriniformes; Atherinopsidae
Source: the annotation of a GenBank genome assembly
CAUCGGGUCGUCUUUUCUUACACAGUAAUCAUGGCAGAAGCCCACCAGGCGGUGGCCUUCCAGUUCACCGUUACUCCAGAGGGCAUUGACCUGCAGCUGUCCCACCAGGCCCUCUCUGAGAUCUACCUCUCAGGCGUUCGCUCCUGGAAGAAACGUAUCAUCAGAGUCAAGAACAGUGUGAUAACAGGCGUGUAUCCUGCCAGUCCGUCCUCCUGGCUUUUUGUGGUCAUAGCAAUCCUGGCUACCAUGUACACUCGCUCUGAUCCCUCCAUGGGGCUCAUAGCAAAGAUACAGGAGCACCUGCCAGUAAGCCAGUCUAUGAGCACGCAGUGCCAAGCCGUGGUGUCGGCGGUGCUCUUCAGCACCAUGCUGUGGCUGAUGCUCAUCUUCACCAUGCGCCUGUGCCUUAAACAGCUCCUCUCCUACCACCGCUGGAUGUUCGAGCAGCACGGCAAGAUGUCCACCACCACCAAAGUCUGGGUGGCACUGGUGCGUAUUUUUUCUGGCAGGAAGCCUCUGCUCUACAGCUACCAGGGUUCUCUGCCAAACCUCCCGGUCCCGGCCGUCAAGGACACAGUCAAGAAGUACUUGGAGUCAGUUCGGCCGUUGAUGAACGAUGCCGAGUACGAGCGGAUGACCAACCUGGCUACAGAGUUCGAAAGCAGCCUCGGAAACCGCCUGCAGUGGUACCUCAAGCUCAAAUCUCUCUGGGCCUCAAACUAUGUCAGCGACUGGUGGGAGGAAUACGUCUACCUGCGCGGGCGAAACCCCAUCAUGGUCAACAGUAACUACUACGGCAUGGACUUUUUGUAUGUGACUCCUACUCCUAUCCAGGCGGCCAGGGCCGGUAACUUCAUCCACGCCUUCUUUCUUUAUCGGCGCAAACUCAACAAAGAGGAGAUCAAACCUAGUCGUAUCCCAGGCACUGUCAUUCCUCUGUGUGCGGCUCAGUGUGAGAGGAUAUUCAACACCACACGCACUCCUGGAGAGGAGACCGAUUCUGUGCAACAUUGGCAGGACAGCGACUACGUAGCGGUGUACCACAAGGGUCGAUACUUUCGUCUCAGGGUGUACCAGGCAGGCAGACUGCUGUCGCCUAGGGAGAUCGAGUUUCAGAUCCAGAGGAUCCUCGACGACCCUUCAGCUCCCUCCAAAGGCGAGGCCAAACUCGGAGCCCUGACUGCUGGAGACAGAAUUCCAUGGGCCAAGGCCAGGGCAAAGUAUUUCAGCACGGGUAUUAAUAAACGCUCCUUGGACUGCAUUGAAAGAGCGGCCUUCUUUGUGACCCUGGACGAUGAGGAACAGUGCAUAAUGGAAGACGACCCAGAAGCUAGUUUGGACCGCUACGCUAAAUCAUUGCUGCACGGGAAAUGUUAUGACAGGUGGUUUGACAAGUCCUUCUCAGUGGUUUUCUACAAGAAUGGGAAGAGUGGCAUUAACGCUGAGCACUCGUGGGCCGAUGCACCAGUGGUGGCACAUGUAUGGGAGUACACCCUGGCCACCGACAGUUUCCAGCUUGGUUACAAUGAAGAGGGACACUGCAAAGGAGAAGUGGAUUCGUCGCUUCCUGUACCACAGAAGCUGAACUGGGAAAUCCCCCCAGAAUGUGAGGAGCAGAUCUCCCAAUCCCUGGUGGUGGCACAAGCCCUGGCCGAUGACGUGCAGUUCCACGUUUUCUCCUUCCGGACCUUCGGGAAAGGAAAAAUCAAGAAGUGCCGUGUCAGUCCCGAUGCCUUCAUUCAGAUGGCUCUUCAGCUGGCAUACUACAGGGACCGGGGGACAUUCUGCUUGACAUACGAAGCCUCCAUGACCCGUUUGUUCAGGGAGGGCAGGACCGAAACCGUCCGCUCCUGCACCAACGAGAGCAGUGCCUUUGUUCGAGCGCUGGAAGGGGGAGAGACAGCAGAUGUGUGCAGGCGUUUGUUCCGUGCGGCGUCUGAGAAGCACCAGCAGUUGUACCGCAUGGCCAUGACUGGAGCCGGUAUCGACAGGCACCUCUUCUGCCUCUACGUGGUGUCCAAAUACCUGGGGGUGGAGUCACCUUUCCUGAAAGAGGUGCUGUCUGAGCCGUGGAGGCUGUCCACAAGUCAGACUUCGGUCCAGCAGGUGGAGCUGUUUGACUUGGUCAACCAUCCAGAAUUUAUCUCCUGUGGAGGGGGCUUUGGACCAGUGGCUGAUGAUGGUUAUGGGGUCUCUUACAACUUCAUAGGAGAGAACAUCAUGAAUUUCCACAUCUCUUGUAAACGCUCAUGUACUUACACUGAUCCCCAUAAGUUUGGUGAUCAGCUCAGAAAGGCUCUGCAUGAUAUGCUUCAGCUGCUGAGCCCCAACCAGAAGGAGCCCAACAAAACGGAGGAGAGUCGACCUGAGCUCAAGAAACAGCAAUAGAUAACUUCAUCAAAGGAAAGGGUGCUGAAGAGAAGGUGCAGGCUUACAUCAUGAAGUGAGGAAAGGCAGGUUUUCACUCAUCAUGCACUUAGAGAACUAUACUGUCAGAUAAAUGGUAUUCAACAUACAACUCCUCGGGACUGAUGGCGACGCCAGUGUUUUAUCAGCGCAUCUGUAUUGGUUUGUGUGCGCAUGUGUUUUAUUAGGUGUGUGACAGGUGUGUGUGUGUGUGUGUGUGUAUGUUGAGAGAGAGGAAAAGACCACAGAAGAGCAAGUCAUGAACUGGUUUAGUUUUAACUGUCAGCCCCACAGAGCACAUCAAACCCAGAACUGUACUGAAAGCAGUCACGACUGUGAUUAUGUUUGUGAAUAAAGGGGGCCAGUAUGCGUUGCACCACUCGUGUCAGGGUUAAGAAAUAUCCUAAGUCACUCUGCUUCAGGGACUAUUUAAGUACACACUCCAGUGCAGCUGGUUAGGUGCCAGUGAAUUUUCUUCAUUUUGGCUAUGCCGCUAGAAGUGAGCAGUACAUCAGUUUGUUUUUUGCUUUGUUUUGUAGUUUUUUUGGGGGUGGGUGCUCAUUUUCUGCCAUUUGAAUGCCAAUGGCUGUAAAAUUAAUCUAAUGCAUUCAACCUGGCUGUAAAAGCUCACUAGUUUAAAAGCGCCACUGUCGUAAGCACCACUUUUCACUGCCACCGUUGUUUCUGUUAGUUUUUUCCUUAUACGUACAUUUAACUAUAUAAGUGCCAUAACAAUGCAAGCUACAUAUUUAUGAACGUGAUGUGCAAUUUCUUCAGUAAGCAGUGCUGCAGGUCAGAUGUGGUUAAAAUGUGAGGUUUGCUACCAGUGACACAGAUUUGUGAUACUCUGCACCAACCACUGCCUCUGUUUUGUCUUCACUCUGCGUCAGAUUAGCUGGUUUCAUUAUGUUACUGCUGUUGUGAGGCUUUUUAAUGCAAUGUUAGGGGGGGCAUUCUUAAUAAAAGGAAAGAACUGAAAGCUUCC